CAACAACAAUAAUAUAUUUAUUUCGAAAAAUAAAAAACUAUCAAAAAUUCAAUAACAAAUUAAUUAUCCAAUUCUUUGUGUUAUUAUUAUUUUUUUUUUUAAAAAUAAUAUAAACAUGUAUUUUUGAUGAACAAUGUUUAUAAAUGAAUAACCUAAAUUGUUUUUAAUUUGACAUCUGUUGUUAGUACACAAAGUGGGAUCAAUAACAAAUUGACUUGUAGGAAAAUAUAUUUAUAGUAAUCUAGAUAUGGUAUUAAUUUACAUUAAGGGUUGAGUAAAUCACACAGUGUCUUUGAGUCACUUGUUUCGAAUACAUGAUCAAUUGAUUAUUGUCAAACACCGGUUGUUCAACUUCAAGGUACUUCAAGUCUCUUCAAGACACUUCAAGGGACUUCAAGAUGAUAAAAUUAUAAUUAAUCCAAAAAAAUAAAUGAUACAAAGAUGUAUCAAAUAACUCCAAUAAGUUGGAUAAACAAAAUUUUACUUAUUUCAAGUAUUGGAUGUACAACACUGUGUUUAAUCAUUGAAAAUUAUCUUGAUUUUAUAACAUUUUCACUUAUUUGGUCAUUCAUUGUCAUCACAACAUCAACUUGGCUUUGUUGUUAUAUUUUAAAAUCAACAAUUAAACCAACAAACUCAAUUUAUCUCAAACCAUACAAAGAAUGGUUAAUAAAAAAAUUAAAUUCCCAAAAUAUUGAUAAUUCAUGGAAAAUAAAAAAUAAUAAAAUUCAUAAAAAUAUAUUAACAGCAUCCCAGAUUGAUAAAUUUGUUGAUUACAUAGAAAAAAAUUUUAUUAAAAAUUGGUAUGAUAUGAUAACAGAUGAUGAAACAUUUACAAAUGAAUCAAGAAAAAUAUUAAAGGAAAUAAUUCAAAAAUUAGUUGAUGAAAUAUCUAAGAUAAAUGGUACAUGUUUAAUUAAAAAAAUAGCUGAUAUAUUAUUGGUACAUUUAAAAGAAUUUCGUCGUUCAUUACGUAGAAUUGAAAAAGGUACAGCUAAAAAUUUAAAUGAUGCAUAUAAAUAUUCACAUACAGGUGUUAAAAAUUCAUCAUCAUUAGAAUAUAGUUUGCAUCGUUCAGUAACUCUUGUUGCUCGUGAAAUUUUACCACGUGAUUUAUUGAGCUCAUUACCAGGUCAAUUUUUAAUAUCUGUAUUGUCCAAACAACUAUUGACGAUGAUGAUAGAAAUUAGUAAACCAGAAAAAAUUAUAAAUCAAGUAUCUAAUAUUUUAAAACCUUCUGAUCAAUCAGUUUUAGCUAGUGGAAUAAUUACCACUGAUGUAACAAUAGAAAAAACACCAACACCAAUAGAUUUAUCAAUUGAUUUAUCAGCAAAAAUUAGCUGUGAUGAUAAAACUAGUGAAUUAAAUUCAACAGAGGUUGAUCAAUCAUCUAGUUUUGAUGGUGAUGUGAUUAAUUCAACAAAUGAGACAAAAACUGGUCUUUGGGCUGAUUCAGUUGAUGAUAUUGAUGAUAAACAUUCACCAAUUUAUGAAGAACCAACUGAUUUUGCAACGACAAUUGAAAGAUUACGAAAUUUAUUACAUGAAAAAGCAACAACAGAUACUAGUCCAAUACAAAAUGAAGAAUUAACAUAUGAAUUUUGUGAACGUUCACAAUUUUUAAAUUUAGCAAUUACAAAAACAGAGAUUUAUACAGCAAUUGAUGGUUCACAACAAAUUUUAUAUUGUAUUCAAUUUGAUGAUAUUGAACAAAAUGGUGAAUGUACAUUUGAAAAAACAACAACAAUUGUUAAAAAAAAUUAUUCAGAUUUUGUUAAGCUACAUUCAAAUAUAUUAGAUCAAAUAAAAAAUAAAACAAUACCUGAAAUUAAUUUACCUGAUGGUGGACGUGCUGAAAUGGAAAUGUAUUUACGUACAUUAUGUAUACAUUUAGGUGAUUCAUCAUUACAAUUACGUCAUUUUUUAAAGCCAAGUAUAUCAGUUGAAAAAAAAGCUGAUGUAGUUGGAGCAAGAUUUGAUGGAAUAUUAGCAAAAACAGUAACUGGUGUAUUUAAUACACUUAAAACAGUUGUACCUGUUUUUGAAAUGAAUGAUGAAGAUAUACCAUUGCCAACAUUAAUACCACUUGCUGAUGUUAAUUGGAAUUUUGUUGAAGAUGAUCAAGGAUCAAAAAUCAUUGAUGAACUUGAACAACUUAUGAAUGAAAGAACUGAUUAUUGUUAUGAAGCUGUUGAAGCAAUUGAAGAAACAAAUAUAUCACAAUUAUUUACCGAAUGGUGGGAGACAAAAAAUGAUCAUCAAUAUGAUGAUGAAGUUGAUGAAAUUAAUGAAAAUCUUAUGAUGACUUGUAUUGCCAUUGAUAUCAUAUGUGAAAUUCUUGCUGGAAGUGGUAGUACAAGUACAUUUAGACAAGAAGCUGUUGUUAGAUGGUUUAAAUUAUUAUUUGGUAAUUAUUGUGAAAAAAAUAUCAAUUUAAAAAUUCAUAAUUUAUUUAAUACUCUACAAAAUAAUAUUGAUAAUAUAUUUUUAAAUAAUAGUAAUAAUAAUAUUGAUGAAAAAAUUAUAAAUGAAUUAUUGGAUAAAUUAUCAAAUAAUUUAACAAUAAUAUUUGGAAAAAAUAAUAUUAUUAAAAUGCUACAAUUUUUAGUUGAUUCAAGUAAAACAGAUAAAAUUAAUUUAGAUUUUUUAUUACGAAUUUUUGAUGCUGGAACAUCUGAAUUUUUAGCUACUUGUAAAAAUAAAAAUUAAUAAACAAAAUUAAGAAGUUUUAUUUUCUUUAUUUUAAAUUUAUGUAAAAUUAUUAACUUUGAGUUUAAAAAAAUUUUACAUUAUAUUAGAAAUUAAGUUUUUUUUUUUUUAUAUAAAAAAUUAAAUGAAAUUGUUUUAAUUUUAUAAUUUAAAUUACAUAGAUAAAUAAUGUUGAGAUAAUUAUGUUUUAUUUAAAUACUAGAUUAAUUAAUCACUCGUGAAAAUAAUAAAUAAAUAAAUAAAAAAUAAUUUGUCAUUAAUGACAAAAUAUAAAUUAUGUAAAUACAAAUUUUAAAGAAAAAAAAAAAAUCAUGUAUCACAGUUAAUAAUAAAAUAAAUAUUGGAUUAUAAUCCAAUUUAUUUAUUAUCAUAUCAAUGAUUGAUUAUUUUUUUAAUCAUAAAAAUUUUUAGUCAGAGACUGAAGGCAUUUUAGGUGGUUCAAUAUCACCAAUGUCAUUAGUCAAUUUAAAUUUUUCAUUUUCAAAUAAAUCAUAAGUUGGAUAUGAUAAAUCAGAUGUUGAUAUAGCUUUUGGAAUAAAUUCAUAAUCAUCAUCAUCAUCAUCAAGUGGUACAAUUGGUUUAUCUUGACACUUGCUAAACAUUGAUUCUUGUAUUAUGUCAUCAUAACUUGGUCGAUCUGUAAAUAAUAAAUAAUAUAAAUCAAAAAAUUCCAAAUACAAAA
This is a messenger RNA of Aphidius gifuensis, 3391 nucleotides long. RefSeq lists its product as uncharacterized. Gene Ontology annotation, molecular function: phosphatidylinositol binding. The record is from RefSeq and is a predicted model, not a curated record. Bases 442 to 2709 code for a protein of 755 amino acids. NCBI's taxonomy places the organism in Eukaryota, Metazoa, Arthropoda, Insecta, Hymenoptera, Braconidae. The transcript is spliced from 2 exons. Gene Ontology annotation, cellular component: intracellular membrane-bounded organelle.